Molecule: messenger RNA, 1226 nt
Organism: Fomitiporia mediterranea MF3/22
Lineage: Eukaryota; Fungi; Basidiomycota; Agaricomycetes; Hymenochaetales; Hymenochaetaceae
Product: Aldo/keto reductase
Exons: 5
Coding region: 25-1080 (351 amino acids)
Cellular component (GO): cytoplasm
Source: RefSeq, a predicted model, not a curated record
CCACUUUCUUAAUCUUAUCCUACCAUGUCCAACGUUAAGAAACUUCCUACUCGUCGCCUUGGUGCCAAUGGACCAACUGUCAGUGCUGUUGGGCUUGGAACAAUGGGCAUUGGUGCUUACUAUGGAAAGACUGACGAAGUAGCUGCAUACGAGGCUUUGACGUAUGCCGCCAAUCGUGGCAUGACAUUCUGGGACUGCGCAGAUAUUUAUGGAGAUUGUGAACUGACGCUCGCAAAGUGGUUUGCAGAGACAGGCCGUCGGUCCGAGAUUUUCCUCGCAACCAAGUUCGGCGCGACCGACCCAGAGAGCAAGUUCGGAGGCGGGAAACCUAUCUCAACACCGACGUAUAUCAAAUAUGCGCUCGAGCGUUCACUGAAGCGUCUCGGAACGGACUAUAUCGACUUGUAUUACCAGCAUCGCGUCGACCCGAAUGUUCCGAUUGAAGUUGUACUCGAGACACUCCGCGGGCCACUUGAAAAGGGUGUGAUUCGCUAUAUUGGUUUGAGUGAAUGUAGUGUCGAUACGUUGCGCCGUGCGAAAGCAUUGAAGGGAGUUGGGGAGAAGGUCAUUGCUGCGCAGAUGGAGUUUAGUCCGUUCACUCUAGAUAUCGAGAAGGAUGGUUUUGCGAAGGCUGCGGAGGAGCUUGGUGUUGCUGUCGUCGCAUAUAGUCCACUUGGACGCGGUUUGGUUUCCGGGAGGUUCCGCUCUCGUGCAGACUUCGAAGAGAACGACCUUCGCAUGUACUUGCCACGUUUCUCAGAAGAGAACUUCCCAAAGAACGUCGAACUCGUCGACAAGAUCAGGGUAAUAGCCGACAAGUACAAAGCGACACCGAGUCAAAUCGCUCUAGCCUGGAUACUUGCAACGUCAGAGAACUUUAUACCAAUUCCUGGAUGCCGAACUGUUGAGCGCGUCGAAGAGAAUGCUCGAGGUGCCGAGGUACGACUCACACCGGAGGACGUCAACGCGAUUCGUGCUCUCUCUGAGGCUGCUGACGUACGUGGAGAGAGAUAUCCUUCCGCCUUCAUGGCGUCUUGUGAAGGCAAUUGCAUUCCAUUAGGAGAGUGGAAAGGAGAAUGAAAAAGCGAUCGCGCUGGUACUGCACGUGCGAAACCACUGGCAGUAUCAGAAUUGUAAAGGAUUAUAAAUAAAUGAAUGUAACAAGUUACUCGAUUGGCACCGGCAUAAUUUGAAUUUGAAUAAACAAAAGUUUCGUUGACUGUUCC